Messenger RNA from Myodes glareolus (Bank vole), 714 nucleotides. The record is from RefSeq and is a predicted model, not a curated record. NCBI's taxonomy places the organism in Eukaryota, Metazoa, Chordata, Mammalia, Rodentia, Cricetidae.
CGGAGCGGGGCGUGGGUGGAGCGGGGCGUGGGUGGGGCUCCGACCUGUGAUUCAGAGAGCUGGGACCUGCGGGAGUCUGCUGGUGCCCCACACUCGGACCCGAGAUGACAGCCAGCAAGCGAGUAGCGAAGGAGUUGGAGGAUCUUUUGGAACAACUUCCACCGUACUUGCGGGACCUGUCUGGCGAUGAUGACAGUGUGCUGGUGUGGAAGGUGCUCCUGCUGCCUAACCAAGCUCCCUAUAACCUCAAAGCUUUCCGUCUGCGGAUCGAUUUCCCCAGGGAGUAUCCAUUAAAGCCUCCCACUUUGAAAUUCAUCACCAAGAUCUACCACCCCAACGUCAGCGAGGAUGGGCUGGUGUGCCUGCCCCUCAUCAGCAUCAAGAACUGGAAGCCUUACACCAAGACCUACCAAGUCUUGGAGGCCCUCAUUGUGCUGGUGGGUAAACCCAAUCUAGAAGAGCCUGUGCAGUUGGAACUUGCUGAACUCCUGACCCAGAACCCAGAGAUGUUCAAGAGAAACGCAGAAGAGUUCACUCUUCGAUUUGGAGAGGACCGACCCUCUUAGCUCUCCUUCUCAGGCCUUUUUGCCUAGAUUUCUGCUUAGUGGGUAGAUAUCAGGACUGGCACCAGAGGCCUUUGGAGGCCUAUCCUCUGCUCACAUUUUCCUUUGUCACUGCUAAUUAUGAAUAAAUGUGCCUAGUGUGUUGCGCGCA